Pelodiscus sinensis (Chinese soft-shelled turtle) is the source of this 2281-nucleotide messenger RNA. The record is from RefSeq and is a predicted model, not a curated record. NCBI's taxonomy places the organism in Eukaryota, Metazoa, Chordata, Testudines, Trionychidae.
GUGGUCUCCCGAGGUCUCUCCCAGCCCUUAUCUCUGGCUCUGUGCUGAACCCGCCCCUCCCCCGGCACCUGAGGCCUCCCCCCGCCAGGGCGGGGAUCAUGCCCCCCCACUCCCCCGCGAGAAGGGGGACAUCUAAUCGCUUCCUGCCAGCGCCCUGGCUAACCCGACUUCCUACUUUCCGCGCAGCCUGCAGAGCCCCAGCCUUGCAGACGGCUCGCGGAGCAAGCCCUGGUCUCUCUCUGCCCACAGCUCCCUGGCCCAUGGCGUCACCCUCCCCCAACCAGACCAGCAUGCAGGUGUCCGGCAACACCACCUCACCCAGAAACCAGUCAGCCGGCUCCGACGCCCUCAAUCAGGUCUCGGUGGCCAUCUUUGUGAUCUCCUUCCUGCUGGGCCUGGUGGGCAACAGCGUGGUGGUCUGGGUCACCUGCUUCCGCAUGCACCGGACGGUCAACACGGUCUGGUUCCUGAGCCUGGCGCUGGCCAACCUGCUCUACUCCCUGUUGCUGCCCUUCUACGCCGCCCAGACUGUCGCCGGGGGGUACUGGGUCUUUGGCAAUUUCCUGUGCAAAGUCAUCAGCUCGCUCCUCUUCCUCAGCAUGUUCGCCAGCGCCUUCCAGCUCACCCUCAUCUCGGCCGACCGCUGCCUGCUGGUGACCCGGCCCGUCUGGGCCCAGCGGGUCCGCACGCCCUGCCUGGCCUGGGGGGCGGCUGCUGGGGCCUGGCUGCUGGCCGGGGCCUUCUCCGCCCCCUACCUGUUCUUCCGGUUUGUGAAGGAAACAAAGGAGGGCGGCGCCCGCUGCAUCAAUGACUUCGGGAGCAAGGAGGUGAAGGAGAGGCGGAAGCAGGCGCUGAUCUCGGUGCGGUUCGUGAUCGGUUUCCUGGUGCCGCUGCUGGUCAUCUUGGCCUGCCACGCGGUGGUGGCGCUGCGGGCCAGGCACCGGGGCCGCCGCUCCAGCCGCACGGCCAAGGUGGUGGCCGCCGUGGUGCUGAGUUUCUUCCUCUGCUGGCUGCCUUACCACGUCUUCAACUUCCUGCAAGGCUGGAAGGACAAGCCGGAGGUGGUGAAGAUGGGCUCCUCCCUGGCCUUCAGCCUCACCUGCCUGGGCUGCUUCCUCAACCCCCUGCUCUACACCUUCCUGGGCCGCCGCUUCCAGGAGGGGCUGCGGGCCAGCAGCCGCAGCCACAGCCGCUGGCUGGAGGCCGCCCUGGGCGAGGAGUCCCUGGGCUCCAACAGCGGGCGCCGGCGCAAACAGUCCACCCUCUCCUCCGAGGCGCGCAUGGUGCCGCCGUGAGGGGGCGGCGGGAGGGGCCCCCCGGGGCAGGGCCCCAGGGGGUGGAGGCACAGUUGUCCAAUGGCACAGAGCAGGGCAUGCUGGGAGCUGUCAUCUCCAUGGACCGCAGCAGAGCAGUGCAUGCUGGGAGCUGUCAUCAUCUCCAUGGACCGCAGCAGAGCAGUGCAUGCUGGGAGCUGUCAUCAUCUCCAUGGACCGCAGCAGAGCAGUGCAUGCUGGGAGCUGUCAUCAUCUCCAUGGACCGCAGCAGAGCAGUGCAUGCUGGGAGCUGUCAUCAUCUCCAUGGACCGCAGCAGAGCAGUGCAUGCUGGGAGCUGUCAUCAUCUCCAUGGACCACAGCAGAGCAGUGCAUGCUGGGAGCUUAUGGGUCACCUCACAGAAGAGCAUGCUGGGAGUCUUGCACUCCUUGGCCUCAUGGGAGCAAUAACAGGCCCCUCCCCUUUCUGGCGCUGCAGGAACUCAGUGGGAUUCACUGGCUGCCACCCCACAGAGGCGGCCAUGGGGGUUGCCAUGGUUACCACCACCUGGGAGCCUGAUUUUCAGACAUCAGACCAAGGGGCGGGGGUGGAGUGAUUCCUGCAGCCAGGUUCGGAUAUUUGUGUCACACUGAGAACAGCAUAUCCUUCCACCAAUUAACAUAGUCCCUGGAAAAACACAGGACUCUGGAAAGCCAGCCCUUGCUAUACAGAAGCCAACUACUGUGUAUCCUUGCACCACAAAAAUAGUCCCUCAAAAAAUAGGGUUCAAGCCUGGGUCCUUUUUAUACUGGAGCCAGAUCUACUUUCAAUAUGCAGUGUGUCCUUCCGCCAAAAAAACAGUCCCUAAAAAAAAAGAAAGAGAAAAGCUGAACACCGGGCCCUUUCCGUACAGAAGUCUCGUGCUGUGCCUGCAUAUCGUGUGUGUGUCCUUCCGCCAAACAAUAAAGGGUAAAAUAGCCCCUUAAAAAUCGUGUGCGUAUCCUUCCGCCGCCUCAGAAAUAAUCCUUC